Messenger RNA from Leptosia nina, 1083 nucleotides. NCBI's taxonomy places the organism in Eukaryota, Metazoa, Arthropoda, Insecta, Lepidoptera, Pieridae. The record is from the annotation of a GenBank genome assembly.
AUGGAUGUUCUAAUCACACUUUUCUACAUAUUGUUUUCGAUAUGCGUCGUUUAUCCGCCCACGGAAUUCGUAUCCGCUGGGUUCACAAUACCGCAAGUGUUCGAAGGAUUUCUGGGCUCUGAAAAUACAAAUUUUAUCAAGUAUCAUAUGAAGAGAAUUACUAUAACUGUGUUAUUACAUGCGUCUUUACCUCUUGGUUAUAUUGUAACAUUGUGGUGUAGUGGAGAACAUGGCGAAUGGUUGCUGUUCUCACUCAUUGCAACCGCUUUGAUACCCACAUUUAUGCUGUAUAAAGUAACUUGUUGGUGGGAGUAUGAUAAGAAGAACCAUCCUGUAGUUAAAGCCUUGCUGCCUUAUGUAUCUUCAGGGGGAGAUUGGAGAAUUUUGGCAGCAGAUUUCAAUAUAGAAUUUAGAGGGGUAGAUAAGGUGUCCAUACCACUUAAUGCUACUAACAAGGUGAUUGCAACGCAAACCUGGCUAAUAAAAGUAUCACAAUACAACAUCAAUAUCAUUAAACAAGCUGAUUGUGCACUGGUUGCGACUACUGCUGACAUACACAACCUCGCACCGGCCGGUGAAGAGGAAGUCCAAUAUGUGAACAUAGAAGUAAUAUCAUCCCGAGACGAUAUGAAACAAUUCGGCUUCCGCAUAUCGACGGCGGCACUUCGCGAGCUUCAACCGGGGCUUGAGAGACCCAUCAGAGUACCAGAGCAUAUCUCACUGAUGCCCCCUCUCAUCGAGAGGUUCGUGCAUGUUUUCAAAGAGCAUGUCAGUCAGAAUCCUGUCUAUUAUGUUGAUCAGGAGCUAGAGCAGUGCAUAGGUUGUAUGCAGAAUCCAGCUGACGUCAAGAUUAACAAAAGGUGCGAUCCGCCCGCCUACAUUGCGGAGGGCGCACCGCCGCCUUGCCAACAGUGCAAUUGUAGAGUGCUAUGGUGCUGCGCAUGCAUGGCUCGCUGGUGGGCAACGCGUGCUGCCGGUGUUCCAAGCUCCUGGCUGUCUGCGCGAGGCUCUUGCCCGGUCUGCCGUGCCGUCUUCUGCUUGCUAGAUGUUAGCUUCGCCGCACCCAGGACGACCGCCACGUGA